Leucoraja erinaceus (little skate) is the source of this 3284-nucleotide messenger RNA. Its product is annotated as yjeF N-terminal domain-containing 3-like. Gene Ontology annotation, molecular function: NAD(P)HX epimerase activity. The record is from RefSeq and is a predicted model, not a curated record. Lineage: Eukaryota; Metazoa; Chordata; Chondrichthyes; Rajiformes; Rajidae. Gene Ontology annotation, cellular component: mitochondrion.
AUGAGAGCUGGUCUACAGCGCUGCUGUGUACUGACAGCCUAUCCACGGGCGUCGUUACAGAGGAAGCAUCCGACAAUACUGGUGAUCUGUGGGCAGGAGCAGAAUGGGGCUGUCGGCCUGGUGUGUGCCCGGCACCUCCGCACGUUCGGUUACGAACCGACCGUCUACUACCCCAAACGCUCCUGCAAGUCCCUCUUCCUGGACUUCACCAUUCAAUGCGAGAAGCUGGACAUUCCGUUUCUCUCCUACCUUCCAAAUGAGGUGCAGCUGAUAAAUGAUGCCUAUAACUUGAUCAUUGAUGCCGUGCUGGGUCUGUCUGAUGAGCUGGGGCUGAAGGAGCUGUAUUGCAAUAUCCUCUCUACAAUGAAACAUGUGAAAAUACCUGUAAUCAGCAUCGAUGUCCCUUCAGGUUGGGACGCGGAGAAGGGCAAAGGUGAUGGCAUCAGUCCCGAGGCCCUCAUCUCCCUGGCCGUGCCCAAGAAGUGCGCCACGCAGUUUUCCGGCAAGUACCAUUUCCUGGCGGGCCGCUACCUGCCCUACGACUUGCAGAGGAAAUACGACCUGAAUCUCCCCGACUACCCGGGAACUGACUGCAUCGUACAGCUCUAGGGGCUCGCACCCAAAGUGGCCGAUCAAACCCCAGAGAGGACUGGCCCCCAACUGGAAGCUUGCCCCGGGGAAGGGUGGUCUUCACUCUCGUCUCCGACACACGAUGGGAGAUGCACUCUCCAAGAAUCCCACUGCUUGCUCAUGCCACCCCUUCCAACGGAACGUACCACGGAAAAUGCAUCUCCUCAGGAAGUGGUUUGGGCUGUGAACCCGACCAGCACCGUCCUAUUUAUCUUCAGAUUAUCUGUGUGUUGUGAAUUGUAAUGGUUUAUUUCCUUUAUUUCCUGAAUGAUCUUUAGGUAAAGUCAAGAGACAUUAACCCUCAGACCAGGCCACAGUUUAGUGUAUCUCUUGGUGAUCUUUAUAUCUGUGCAUUUAGCUCCUGUCCAUGCCCAUGUUACAGGGCAUUUCAUGUAACUGUAACAUUAGACUUUAGACUUUAGAACUACAGGCCCUUUGGCCCACCGUGUCCGCGCUGACCAGCGAUCGCCCCGUACACUAGCGCUAUCCUACCCACGCGGGGCAAUUUACAAUUUGCAAGAACCAAUUAACCUACAAACCCGCACGUGUUUGGAGUGUGGGAGGAAACCGGAGCGCCCGGAGAAAACCCACGCCAUCACAGGGAGAACGUACAAACUCCCUACAGACAGGAUGGGACCUGGGUCUCUGGCGCUGUGAGGCUGCAACACCACCGCUGCACCAGCUUGCCGCCCCUUUACAUAAUCCCAGCGGGUUCCAACCUGUUUCAUUUCUGGAGGUGGAAGUGGGGGAUGGGAUUGUAGAUUAUUAGUUCAGUUUAGUUUAUUGUCACGUGUACCGAGGUCCAGUGAAAAGCUUUAUUGCUUGCUGACCAGUGAGUAACGAUAAACCUGACUGGACUGAACUAAGACAUUCCGUAUCAGUAAUUAGGACACUAGAUGGAAGGAAAGGAAUAACUAGAUUGGGGAAUAUAUGGAUGUAACUAGAUCCCCCCACCCCCACCCUCUCCCCAUCCCAUCUAAAGACAUUUAAUCUGAUGUUAAUUUUAGAUUUUCUGCUAUUCUGAGUCUCACAUUUAUAACAGCAAAUAAUGUAUGUAAUACGUCACGUUGUAAUUACACACUCCCACUGGAGGUGGCGCUGCGAUUACAAUUUGACAAGUUGUUGGAGGAAGACAGACUGAAGAAGGGUCUCGACCCGAAAGGUCACCCGUUCCUUCUCUCCAGAGAUGCUGCCUGUCCCGCUGAGUUACUCCAGCAUUCCGUUUCUCUCUUCGGUUUAAACCAGCAUCUGCAGUUCCUUGGUAGACCCGAAAAGCUGGAGUAACUCAGCGGGGCAGGCAGCAUCCCUGCAGAGAAGGAAUGGUGUCCCUUCCUACACAAGUUGUUAGAGGAUUUCUCUUAUAAGUGUGAGCACAGGAUUGCAUUCUGCAGAGGAUAGGGUGUGCUGUAAAAUUUUGAAUAUAUUACACAUAUUUAACGUAACAAUAUAUAUAUAUAUAUAAUAUUUGCUUUUUUGCAUUAUCGAUGGUAUGUUUUGAUGCUGGGCAGAGUUUAUUCAGCAGUAUGAGGUGGCAGAUAUGGACACACUGUUCUAUAUCUCUUCCACAGAUUAAUACAUUAGCCUAUGUCAGACCGGGUUCAACUUUUUACUUUGCAUUAGAGACUAAGAGACUUGGAAGCUGGCCUUACGACACACAACCCAAAGGUCACAUCAACAGGCCUGAAGGGAGAGUGGAGAGACAGUUUGAAGAAAGGUCUCGACCUGAAACAUCGCCCAUUCCUUUUCUCCAGAGAUGCUGCCUCACCCGCUGAGCUACUCCAGCAUUUUGUCUCUACCCUCCGAGAGUUUUCCCACACUGACCCCUCUGUCCUGGGCCUCCUCCACUGUCAGAGUGAGGCCCAGCGCAAGUUGGAGGAACAGCACCUCAUAUUUCGCUUGGGCAUCUUACACCCCAGCGGUAUGGACAUUGACUUCUCUAACAUCAAUUAACCCUUGCUUUCCCUCUCUCUCCAUCCCUCCCCCUUCCCAGUUCUCCCACCAGUCUGACUGUCCCUGAUUACAUUUUUAUCUCUGUUUGAGUUGUUGUCACCUUCUCCUCGAUAACAAUGAUCUAUUUUACAUCCUCCUUGAGCUUCAUCCCCUUUCAUGUCUCGUUUUCACACUUUACCUUUCCUUAUCUCUGUUCCACCCAUUCCUUUUCUCCAGAGAUGCUGCCUGUCCCGCUGAGUUACUCCAGCAUUUUGUGUCUAUCUUGAGUUUUAAUUGAUAUCUGAGUUGAAGAGUCUGAUGGGACAAUGUUGGGACAAGCCCAGUUCCGUGUCUCAUCCAUGGUGUCCCUUCCGUCACUGACCGAUGGAAGAGUGAUGAUGAACUCGACUUUGUAUCUGGCCUCGCUGCCAUGGGAAUCUUUGAGGAAACCCUUCAAUGGAGCUUCAUUCGUCACAAACGCAACUGCAGAGUGAAAUUCUUUAUGCAUAUAUUACACAGAGCGUCAUAGAAUGAUACAGCAUGGAAACAGGCCCUUCGGCCCAACCUGUCCACACCGGCCAACAAUGUCCCAUCCACACUAGUCCCACUUGCCUGCGCCUGUUCCAUAUCCACUUAAACCUGUCCUAUCCACGUACCUGUCCAAAUGUUUCUUGAAUGAUAGACAAUAGACGCAGCAGUAGGCCAUUCGGCCCUUCGAGCCAGCA